Dujonia railenensis is the source of this 1551-nucleotide messenger RNA. NCBI's taxonomy places the organism in Eukaryota, Fungi, Ascomycota, Pichiomycetes, Serinales, Debaryomycetaceae. The record is from the annotation of a GenBank genome assembly.
AUGAGUGGUAAGCCUAAAUUCAAGUAUCUAGUGCCGUUUAAAGAAAGGGACGGCGAGGAGAGAUGGUAUAUCAUAAUCACUUCCACCGGUAGACAUUUCUACUUUAACAAAAUUACCAAGAAGUCGUAUUGGCAGUUAUCGGACUUGUUCAGUAUUGGAGUUGACGAAAGCAUUAUAAACAAUAUAGAUUACGAUGAAGUUCUGACAUUGGUCGCCAAAGCAAACGGUCUCAAACUAACCGAUGACCGUGCCGUGAUACAAAAGGCUAAUGAGGCCAAGGCUGGAAAUGUCGAUAAGGCGGAAGAUAUUGAAGUAGCUAGUGAUAAGGAAGACUUCAGUCAAGAUGAUACCUACGUACAAGAAAGGGAUACUUUUCUUUCUGACUUAUUGAAAGAAGAAGGGUACUUGGCGCCAGAAAAGGAAGCAGCACAAGGGAAAGAUUCUGCAGCUGAACCUGAACUUGACACUGGUGGUACUAUCGGAGGUGAAUCAAGAGUCGGGCUAGCCCUAGGAUAUUCAUCUAGUGAAGACGAAGACGAACUGGAAGAAGUCGUUACUAAUUCUGUUGAUGUGAAAGACGAUGCUAGUCGUACUGAAGCUGACGAAAUAGAAUCUGGCGAGAAAGAAUCUGGCGAGAAAGAAGCUGAGGAGAAAGAAGCUGGCGAGAAAGAAGAAGAUGGUCAAGGUGACAAUAGCGAGGACUUACAUUCCAGCACUGACGUAGAAAACGAUCUAGACUUAGAUUUGUCGGAUGAUGAUCUCAAUGGAUCAGGCGAGGAUCUGUCCGCUUUCAAUUCGCUUCUUGAUUCUCUAGAGUCUAAGAUUUCCAUCUAUGACCCUUGGUUCUUGGUCGAGGAAGAGCUUUUAGAUGACUUUAUCAAAGAUCUGAGGUACUAUUCUGUUGAAAGCACUUUAAGGGAAGAGUUGUUCAAUUCGUGGGUUAAAUCGAAGGCUGAUUCCGUUGACAUUGAAGAGCAUGGUGAAAAUAUAAACGAAGAAUUUCAGGUUAAACAAGUUGGGAGUCCCUCUUUUCCAACAAGUAUUCAAUUAUAUUUGAAAUUUUUACAGGAAAAUAAGGAUAAAACUAAGCAGUACUAUGUGGAUUUCAAGAGAGAAAUGAGGACUGAAAUCGAAAACUUCAGUUCUUUGCUUUCCGAGGCCAAAUGUGAGGGCCUCUUUCGAGAAUACUCUUUAAUGUUGAAAGAAUUCAGAGUUUAUGAGAAAAGUGAAAAGAAGAAGAAUCCAAAAUUAACUGUUAACUUGAAGAAGAAGAGCUUACUUGACUUCCUUGAGCCUCUUUUACGACAAGAAUACUCCAAAAGGAAGUUCAAUAUUGACAGUGAUACAGGUGAAGAUUUCGUACGAAAAAUGGAAGUACAUAUCCAUGGAGAUAUAGAAGACGAAGCGAAGUGUUACAGAAUUUGGUUUUUGAUAUGUAACUAUUAUUCCAUCCCAAAACACAUUGCAGAAAGUACUAAAAAUUACAUAGUGGGUCCUCAAAAGAGAGUUGAAGUAUACUAUGAAGUCCUUAAGCAAUUAUAUAGAGUUUAA